GGACAGUGCGAGCCGAGGGCAUCGGCGUGGCAGUGUUGGCGCGCGGGCCCGGGAGCACCAUGGCCGAGCUGCUGCGGAGCCUGCAGGAUUCCCAGCUCGUCGCCCGCUUCCAGCGCCGCUGCGGGCUCUUCCCGGCGCCGGAUGAAGGCCCGCGCGAAAACGGCGCGGGCCCCGCGCAGCGUGCGGCGCGGGGGCUCGCACAGCUCCCUGCAGCCAACUGCAAGGGCGGCCGGGGGCCGGCCAACGGGCUGCGGAGAGUCGCGGCCCCGCAGGCUUAUGUACAGAAGUACAUCGUGAAGAAUUAUUUCUACUAUUACCUAUUCCGAUUUUCCGCCGCUCUGGGUCAAGAAGUCUUCUACAUCACAUUUCUUCCGUUCACUCACUGGAACAUUGAUCCUUAUUUAUCCAGAAGACUGAUCAUCAUAUGGGUUUUGGUGAUGUAUAUUGGCCAGGUGGCCAAGGACAUCUUGAAGUGGCCUCGUCCCCUCUCCCCACCUGUGGUAAAGCUGGAGAAAAGGGUGAUUGAUGAGUACGGAAUGCCGUCCACCCAUGCCAUGGCGGCCACGGUCAUAUCCUUCACCCUCCUCAUCUCUACUAUGGACAGAUACCAGUAUCCCUUUGCUUUGGGACUGCUGAUGGCUGUGGUGUUUUCCACCUUGGUGUGUCUCAGCAGACUGUACACCGGGAUGCACACGGUGCUGGACGUGCUGGGUGGCGUCCUGGUCACUGCGGUCUUCAUCGUCCUCACCUACCCCGCCUGGACCCUUAUCGACCGCCUGGACUCGGCCAGCCCCCUGUUCCCCGUGUGCGCCAUUGUGGUGCCCUUCCUCCUGUGUUACAACUACCCCGCGUCUGACUGCUACAGCCCAACCAGGGCGGACACCACCACCAUUCUGGCCGCAGGGGCGGGGGUGACCCUCGGGUUCUGGGUCAAUCACUUCUUCCAGCUCGCGUCUGCGCCCACCGAGUCUCUCCCUGUCGUUCGGGACAUCCCGCCGCUCACCACCGACAUGUUGGUCUUGGGGCUGACCAAAUUUACCGUGGGCAUCGUGUUGAUCCUUCUAGUGCGCCAGCUAGUGCAAAACCUCUCCCUGCAAGUGCUGUACUCGUGGUUCAAGGUGGUCACCAGGAACAAGGAGGCCAGGCGGAGACUAGAGAUCGAAGUGCCUUACAAGUUCGUCACCUACACAUCCGUGGGCCUCUGUGCUACGACCUUUGUGCCAAUGCUGCACAGGUUUUUGGGGUUGCUCUGA
Molecule: messenger RNA, 1253 nt
Organism: Odobenus rosmarus divergens (Pacific walrus)
Lineage: Eukaryota; Metazoa; Chordata; Mammalia; Carnivora; Odobenidae
Gene: SGPP2
Product: sphingosine-1-phosphate phosphatase 2
Exons: 5
Coding region: 60-1253 (397 amino acids)
Biological process (GO): sphingosine metabolic process; phospholipid dephosphorylation
Cellular component (GO): endoplasmic reticulum membrane
Molecular function (GO): sphingosine-1-phosphate phosphatase activity
Source: RefSeq, a predicted model, not a curated record